CUUCUUCCCAUUUCCUCUUGUCGAGUUCGCUAGAGCGCCUGAAUGGCGUGCUCGGUGAUUAUCGGAGAGCCGGUCGACCUCCUACACUUCGAGGACCCUGCCAGUGUAACUCUACCAAGCACCGUCGCUGGCUCCCAGGAGGAAACGCCCCCGGGAGAGAGAAAAUGGCCCGGCUGGCCAGGGGAUAAUGUCUUUAGGCUCAUUGUCCCUCUUCACAAGGUUGGUGCAAUUAUUGGGCGCAAGGGCGAGUUUGUCAAGAGAAUGUGCGAGGAAACAAGGUCGCGCAUCAAAAUUCUCGACGGUGUACCAGGAACGCUAGAGCGCAUCGUGCUCGUUUCCGCCAAGGAGGAUCCCGAAGCAACUAUCUCACCCGCAAUGGACGGCCUACUCCGGGUCCAUCGGCGAGUUACAGAGGGCUCCAGUGGCGACGGUGAACCUGUUGAGCACAUCAUUUUGCCCUCGGGCCUCGUUCAGUCUCGCCUUCUCGUCACCGCUACACAAGCUGGUAGCCUGAUUGGAAGACAAGGUGCGACAAUCAGGUCCAUACAGGAGACCUCGGGUGCUACAGUCCGAAUCAUGCCAGUUGAGGAGCUCCCACUUUGUGCGUUAGCGGACGACAGGAUGGUGGAAGUCCAAGGCGAAAUCUUGAAGGUGCAGAAAGCCAUGGAGCUUGUGGUCUCUCAUUUGCGCAAGUUUCUCGUGGACCGAUCCGUGCUCCAGCUGUUUGAGUUCAAUCGCGCUAUGUCGAGCCAAGUACAAGGACAGCAAGCUGCUGCUAUUGCUACUUCAUGGGCUACCCCCACAGUCGCUGCUACCACACCUUACUCGUCAACCGACUACUAUGCGGAUCAGGCGCAAAGCCAACAUUAUGCUGUCUCCGUGUAUGGUGGUGAUCCUGGUCGGGUGGAUGUAACAAGCACCACGCCAGCGGCACCUGCCGAGACUGUGAGUCAGCAGCUCCAGGUCCCCCUCUUGUACGCAGAUGCAAUCAUUGGAACUGCCGGGGCCAAUAUCAACUACAUGCGGCGGACAAGUGGAGCAACCAUUAGCAUACAAGAGACUCCCAAUGCCCCAGGAGAGAUGACAAUCGAAGUGCACGGGCAGUCGACUCAAGUUCAAACAGCACAACAGUUGCUUCAGAAUUUCAUGGCAGGAGCUGCAGGAACAACUGCAGCAACCACUUGCACCACCUCCGACUACAGUUAUACAACUCAAAACACCCUGUACGCGUCGGGAAUGAGCUACAGUCCCAGUGCUUACGGAUCACAAUACAGCAGCGGCUACGUUUACUAUGGCACCUGA
Selaginella moellendorffii is the source of this 1302-nucleotide messenger RNA. RefSeq names its product flowering locus K homology domain. NCBI's taxonomy places the organism in Eukaryota, Viridiplantae, Streptophyta, Lycopodiopsida, Selaginellales, Selaginellaceae. Bases 43 to 1302 code for a protein of 419 amino acids. The record is from RefSeq and is a predicted model, not a curated record. Gene Ontology annotation, molecular function: mRNA binding. Gene Ontology annotation, biological process: regulation of gene expression. Gene Ontology annotation, cellular component: nucleus; cytoplasm. The transcript has 6 exons.